AGUUACUUAAUAUUUGUUAAGCUAGGAAUAGGUUACUUAAAUGAUGUUGAUGAUAUAAAUUGAAGUUGCUCAAUGAUGUUGUUUUUGUGUUUGGUUUCAAUUUUCUCAGUUCAUGCCCAAGAUUCUAUGCCCAUCAUCAAAGAUAUUCCUGAUGUCUACCUUGCAUUAAAUCAAAAUUAUAGUAUCUCUUGUGAAACCAAUGUUACUUGGCCUAUCACCUGGUCUAAAGUCAACGGUGUUGUAACAAACAAUAAUAUUGGCAAAUUAGUAAUAAUCAAUAUGAAAGCUUCAGAUGCUGGUGUUUAUACGUGCAAAGUGCAAAAUCCACUAAAUUCAAUGGAGUCGAGUGACAAGUCUUUUACUUUGCAUUAUGUUGAUUCUUUAAAAUGGAUUGAAAUACCAAAAAGUUCUGAAGUGAUUGCAAACCAAAAUUUUAGUUGGACAGCCAGUAUUAUAUCACCAAGUGAUAAAAUAAACUUUGUUUGGCUAAAGGAUGGUAACAUAAUGGAAAAAAUUAAAUCUGAAGAAAACAUAGAAGGGGCAAAAUAUUCAUCAAGGUUACUUUUUAAAAACAUAAGUAUUGAAGAUUUUGGUAAAUAUAGAGUUAUUGUAGAGAAUAUGGUAAUCAGUGGAGUUGCUUAUGAUAUGUCUCUUAAAGUAAAGUCUGCACCAUAUGUCGAGAUUGAAGAUGGAACAGAAAUAAAAGUUAAAGAAGGAGAAAGUAUUAGCAUUACAUGUUUGGUAAAUGCAUAUCCAAUUCCGUUUAUCUCAUGGUCAAAAAAUGAGACAAUUAUAUCUAUUGAAAAAAAGCCUAUUUCUUCUAAAAAUGAAUGGCGUUUUAAAUAUGUUCUUCCUAUAAAAAAACUGAAGAAGAAAAAUGUUUUUGUUUGUACAGGCAACAACAGCAUUGGAAGCUCAUUUGCAUCAAUCAUAGUUAAUGUAGAUGUUCCUGCUACAAAAGAUUCUACAAUAGCAGCUGUUGUUGCUGUCAGUGUUUUUUUCCUCCUCGUUAUUCUGUUUUUGGUGAUUUUUUACUUCAAAUACAAAGACACACUAUUUAUACAUCUUAAACCUAUUGCAGAAAAUGGUCAAUUUUAUACUGAUUUAAUUGUUGAAGAAAAAAAUUUUUCUGAUUUACAUGAACUUGAGAACAAUCCCCAUUCAAUUAAAAAAAACAUUAAUAUAUCAAUUCGACGUAAUGUAAGAGCUACAAUAAAACAACCUAAUAAAGAUGAAUCAGGUGCAUCUAAAAGGUUAUUACCCAGCAUUAAACGUGAACAACAAUCUCAAGAAAAUCAUAGCGCUAGAUUAGGAUCUCUUAUCUGCCAAGGAAAAUCUGUGGAAUUUAAGCACAUAGUAUUUGAUGAAAUACUUGGAUCAGGAGAGUAUGGCCAUGUUAGUGGGGGGCGUAUAAUUGAUGAAGGUGAUCCCAACAUGUGUAAAGAUGUUUCUAUUAAGAUGUUGCAUGACAAUGCAUCUGCAGAAACUUACAGAGAUAUGCUUAAUGAACUUAGGAUGAUGAGACGUGUUUCAAGACAUCCAAAUGUUAUUUCACUUAUUGGUUGGUGUAUAACAGAUAAAAAUCUAUAUGUUCUGGAAGAGUAUGCUCCCUUUGGAUGUCUUUUAACUUUUUUGCGUACUCAGCGUCUUCUUCGACUAAGACAAGAGAAUUUAGAAGAGUUACCAUCAGAAGAUCAGAUUGAUGAAAAAACAUUGCUUUCAUUUUCUUGGCAAAUUGCCUCAGGCAUGAAGCAUCUUGCAGGACUUCAGAUUGUUCAUCGAGAUUUAGCAUGCAGAAAUAUUUAUUUGGGACAUGAAAAAGUAUGCAAAAUUUCAGAAUAUGGACUGACAAGAGAUAUAUAUGCUGAAAAUGUGUACAGAAAAAAUACAGGAGGUCAACUUCCAGUUCGUUGGAUGGCUUAUGAAGCAAUUUUUGAAAGUCUUUACACUGAAAAAUCUGAUGUUUGGUCGUUUGGAAUACUUUUGUGGGAAUUAAUCUCUUUGGGUAAAAUACCAUAUCCUGAAAUUAUAAGAACCGAGGAGCUACUUGAUGUUCUUGAAUCGGGUUAUCAUAUGGAAAAUCCUGGUCACAUUUCAACAGAUUUCUAUUUGUUGAUGAACUCUUGUUGGAAUAAGGCUCCAGAAAAUCGUCCAUCAUUCAGUAGCCUUGUUAAAAAGUUGGCUGAGUUUAUGAAUGAUAAAGACGAGAUGCACGUGAAUCUGAAUAACUUCUUUAAAAAGGAGUUGGACAAUUUUCUUCAAGAUGAAGAGGUUUCAUCGCCCACAACUGAUUUCCAUAAAAUAUCUCCUUUUGACAAUUUGCCGGUUUAAACAUAAUUGCUACGUUUGCUUGAAAUUUUUGUUAAAGUUAUUUAAUUCGAAAUCAUUCUGCUGAAAUUUCACCGUUUUUUACCGUUAUUCUAAUUUAAAUAUUUUUUAUAUGUAAUAAAAUGAAAUUUUAUUUAGAAUCCUUUUGCCGUUUAAAAUGUUUAAUUGUUUAUAUAAAUAUUUUAUAAAAUAUUUUUAAAAUUUAUUUUUAUUACUUUAAUAUAGUUUAAGAACAAAAUGGUUUUGUGUUUUUGUAUCUUUACUUGUUUUUAAUAUUUUUUAAAAAAUUUAUUUUCCCAUAAUGUCAUUAUUCUACAAUGGAAAUGAAAGUUUCACCAGGAUUACUGUAAUCUAUGGUUACAGAUAUCUAUGGUGGUACUUGUUAUCUAUGGUGGUACUUUAUUUGUGCCAUGAAAAUUGGUCUUUAAAGUUGUCAAACUUGCUGGUCCUUGAAAUCAUUACCUGAUUUAGUUAUAUUUGAAAUUGUUGUUAAAAUCAUAUUAUUUUAGGAUAUAUAUUUUUUGCAUAUA
This is a messenger RNA of Hydra vulgaris (swiftwater hydra), 2858 nucleotides long. RefSeq names its product fibroblast growth factor receptor 1-like. Lineage: Eukaryota; Metazoa; Cnidaria; Hydrozoa; Anthoathecata; Hydridae. The record is from RefSeq and is a predicted model, not a curated record. Gene Ontology annotation, biological process: protein phosphorylation; multicellular organism development; positive regulation of kinase activity. Gene Ontology annotation, molecular function: transmembrane receptor protein tyrosine kinase activity; ATP binding. Gene Ontology annotation, cellular component: signaling receptor complex; plasma membrane.